AUGGCCCUGACAGAGCCAGAACACUAUAGCGACAAGCCUCAUGUUCUUCUAAUGAAGGGCUGGUGGGAACAGCUGAUGCAUCUGCCAAAUGACUUAAACGAGAUGGGCGUUGUACUGUCCAGAGUGAAUAACAGUUGUAGAGCGGCCUCCAGAGAGCCUGUCAACACAUUCCAAACAGUGAGCAGCAUCUCUGACAGAGAAGUCAACAGUACAGACAGUGACCAUUCCUCCAUCAUACCUAACCGGAACAAAGCAGUGUGUGAGCCAGAGGAGGUGCUAGUUCCCUCUCUUCCAGAAACAGCUUGUGUAGAACGAGGCUAUAUCACCUCACAGCAAGUGUACAACCUGCUGAACGCAGAGGAAGGCCAGCCCGCCUUGUAUGAUCCAUACUAUAUUCUCAUCCUGGACUGUCGCAGCGCAGAGAGGUACAAGGACAGCCACGUGGUGACAGCACGGGCCGCUGUGACAGUGAUCCACCCUCAGCUGGGGUGUCUAAUCAGCUGUAUAGAGCUGCAGAAGUAUUCUAUAAUACUGCUGUAUGCAGAGGAAGGAUGCAGCCCAGUGGGCAGUGUGAAGGCCAGGGCAGACUCCCCAGACCUCCAGCGCUGUUUCUUCCAGCUCAGCGCUCUGGGAAUGGACCCUGUCAUCCUGCUGGGGGGGUUCUCAGCUUUCCAUGCACUCUAUCCUUUCCUGUGCACACCACGCAUGGUCCUGCUUGAACCUGAGCGGCACACCCUCACCAUCUACCCCUCCGAGAUCCUGGAGGGAUCUCUCUACCAGGGCUCUGCCUCCCAGGCCUCUGACUACCGCAUCAUCAAGAAUCUCCACAUCACACACGUGGUCAACGCCACUGCCAACUGCCCUGACGCUUUCCCCAACACGCUGUGCUACCUGCGGCUGCGCCUGAGCGAUGACGCCCAGCAGGACCUGGUGGAGGCACUGCCGCUGGCAUCCAGGUUCAUCAACACCGCUCUGAAGGCUGAGCCAGCUGGUCGCGUUCUGGUCCACUGUAGUAUGGGCAGGAGUCGCAGCUCAGCACUCACGCUGGCCUUCCUCAUGGAGCACCGGCGCUGGUCACUGCUUCAUGCCCUGCGCUGGCUGAAGGAGAGGAGGGCAUGCACGGCACCCAACGUGAACUUCCUGCGUCAGCUGCUGACCUAUGAGGAGCAGCUGUUUGGGAGCAGACUCACCUCGCUGGACGACAUCCGCCGAUGA
Molecule: messenger RNA, 1215 nt
Organism: Toxotes jaculatrix (banded archerfish)
Lineage: Eukaryota; Metazoa; Chordata; Actinopteri; Toxotidae
Product: dual specificity protein phosphatase 2-like
Exons: 6
Coding region: 1-1215 (404 amino acids)
Biological process (GO): protein dephosphorylation
Cellular component (GO): cytoplasm
Molecular function (GO): protein tyrosine/serine/threonine phosphatase activity
Source: RefSeq, a predicted model, not a curated record